This is a messenger RNA of Spathaspora passalidarum NRRL Y-27907, 3704 nucleotides long. Its product is annotated as RNA helicase. Gene Ontology annotation, cellular component: catalytic step 2 spliceosome; intracellular anatomical structure. Bases 36 to 2534 code for a protein of 832 amino acids. Gene Ontology annotation, molecular function: RNA binding; ATP binding. NCBI's taxonomy places the organism in Eukaryota, Fungi, Ascomycota, Pichiomycetes, Serinales, Debaryomycetaceae. The transcript has a single exon. The record is from RefSeq and is a predicted model, not a curated record.
AUCUCUUAUUGUUGCAAUAGAUCAAACAGUAUACCAUGACCAAAGAUGUGUUGAGUGGAACUGUGAACAAUAGUUCAGACUCAGCUGGACUCAAGAAGAGGAAAAGAAAGAGAUCAAAGAAAACUCAUCAGGAAGAACCACAGGUCCAACCGCCACAACCACAGCAAAACGAUCUAGCACAAGACAAGAAAAGAGUUAAUAAAAAGUUAAAGUUCGAAGAAGAGGAAACAGACGUGGUUGUUUCGGAAUCUCCUAUAGAGAGGGAACAACCAGAAAGUGGACACAUACAGGAACUUAAUAACUCACACACUCACAAGAAAACUGACACUCACAAACACAAGCAUAAGCACCUUGAAGAAGUCGAACACGAGCAUAAACAUGAACACCAACACGAACACAAACACGAGCACAAACAUAAGCAAAAGCAUAAACCAAAAGUGGUCAAAUUCACCGAAAAAGAAGAAGAAGACGAUGAAGACGACUUUUCCAACAAGUUCACAUUCAACACUACAAAACAACUAACUGAACGUGCCAAUGAACUCUUGCAGAUUCGAAAACAAUUACCAAUUUACAAACACCAUGACAAGAUCUUAUCCUGUAUUAAUUCAAACCAAGUCACUAUUGUUAUUGGUGAAACUGGUUCCGGUAAAUCCACCCAAAUACCGCAAUUCUUAAUGAACGAAAGUAUGAAGAUGAUUGGGGUUACUCAACCAAGAAGAGUUGCUGCUGCAUCUUUAGCAGCAAGAGUCAGUGAAGAGCACGGAUGUAAAUUGGGCCAAGAUGUAGGUUAUCAAGUUCGUUUCACUAAUAUGACUCUGAACAAGACAAAGUUAAAGUAUCUUACUGACGGUAUGUUGCUACGUGAAAUCAUGUUGGAUAAUAAGUUGACCAAAUAUUCAAUCAUUAUUCUAGAUGAAGCCCAUGAAAGAACUAUUUUGACUGAUUUGAUUAUGGGGUUUCUUAAACUGUUGUUGUUGAGCGGCGAAAGACCAGACUUGAAAGUGGUGAUUAUGUCGGCUACCUUGAAUGCUGAGUUAUUUAGUAAAUUCUUCAAUAAUGCCCCUGUUUUGUUUAUUGAAGGUAAAAUGUACCCUGUUAGUCAAUACUACUUGGAUGACGAUUCUUCCGAUAUUGUCGACACCAUGAUUAGAACAAUCAUUCAAGUAAAUCUUAGUGAGCCUGAAGGAGGAGAUAUUCUUUGUUUCUUAGCCGGUCAAGAAGAAAUUGACAAUUGUGUAAAAGUAUUACAAGAUAUUGCACCACAAUUACCUAAACAGGCACCUUUGAUUGUACCAUUACCAUUAUAUGCCGCCCUUUCACCCAACCAACAAUCAAAAAUCUUUGAAUCCUUACCUAAACAUCAAAGAAAAGUCAUUCUUGCCACCAAUAUAGCAGAAACUUCCAUUACUGUAUCUGGUGUCAAAUAUGUUAUCGAUUCCGGAUUGCGUAAAGUCAAGGUAUGGAAACACAAUCUUGGUCUUUCCACAUUGUUAACUACCCCCAUUUCGCAAGCAUCAGCCAAGCAAAGAGCUGGUAGAGCCGGGAGAGAAUCCGCUGGUAAAGUCUUUAGACUCUAUUCUGAACCAGUGUUCUCCACUCUUCCACAACAGCAGGAAUCAGAAAUUAAAAGAAACGACAUCAUUUUACCAGUGCUUACAUUGAAGAAAUUGGGCAUUGAUGACUUGUUGAACUGGACAUGGUUGGAAUACCCGGGGCAAGACUCGAUCUUGAAUGCAUUGAAUUCAUUGUAUACUCUCGGUGCUUUGAAUGACCAGGGGAAGGUUACUAGCUUAGGGUACAAAAUGAGCAUUUUGCCAUUGACACCACAAUUAUCAGUGGUUUUGUUAACUGCUGUAGAACUAGGUGUGGUUUCCGAAGUCAUCGACAUUGUCUCUUGUCUAAGUGUAGAUAAUUUGGUUUUGAAUGUCACGGAGGAAGCGAGAGAUGAGAUUAAUUUCAAAAGAAGGAAUUACUGUCCCUUGGGUAUUCAAUAUGGUGAUUUGAUUUCUAUGUAUGAAUUUUUUAACAAUUUCCAAAAAUUAAGUCCUGGCGAGGCCAAGGAGUGGUGUCAUGAAAUGAUGUUUAGUUACAAGGGGUUUAAGAAUGUGAUUAGAGUCAAGAAUCAGUUGAAAGAGUAUAUGUAUACCACUAUCAAACAGGACGACAGUUUGACCAAUGACCAAAAGGAUAUGGAAUUGAGCAAGUUGAAAGCACAAUUUGAGAAGGAAGACGAAGAGGAUGGUGUAACUGAAGGAAUCAAUAUUCCUAACAUAUUGAAAUCGUUCUUGAAGGGAUACAUAACCAACACGGCCGUAGGAAUGCCCGAUAGAUCAUUUAGAACAUUCAAUACCGGCCAAUUAAUCAGCAUUCAUCCAUCAUCUACCUUAUUCGGUAAGGCCAACAUUGAUGCCAUAAUGUAUAUUGAAUACGUUUAUACCAUGAAGAGUUAUGCCAGAAACUGUUCAAUUAUAGAAUUAGCAUGGUUACAAGAAAUUGCACCCAAUAUCAUCAGUAAAAUUAACAUUAAUGAAUAAUUUAUAGAAUCUAUAGACAUUUACAAUACUUGUUGUACAGCCUUGAUUACAGAAUCAAACACUUGCUUGUUUCCCGCAAUAACACCCUUGGAUUGAAGGGUUCUUCCAGUUCCAAAAUUCAAAGGAUUGCCUUCAAUAUCACCUACUUGUCCACCACUUUCGUAAAUUAAAAUGUUACCAGCGGCAUGAUCCCAAAUCUUUUCCCGGUAAGUGUCACUUACAGGCAAUCUUAAAUAGAUGUCCGAUUGACCCGAGGCUAAGACACAAUACUUGACUUGAGAAUCUAAGUUAAUGGCUGGGGUAGUUAUGCCCAAAAUUUGUUUAAUUUGUGCUUGUGUGGAGUGGGACGAGUGUCCCUUUUCAACACCUUCUACUACUUUCAAUUCACUUGGGUUGGAAGUUGAUUUCAUUGAGAUUUUUUGUUGCUGAUCCAAAGGUGUGAAUCCCUUGGUGAAUAAGGCACUAUAGUAAGAUCCAACACCCUUCACAGCUGAGUAUAACCCGCCGACAAUUCCUUCAUGUUUAUCAUUGGAAUGGAUGAUUUGAGGCAAGUUAGGACAUCCAAUAACACCCAACACAACUUUUCCGUUUUCAAUAAGAGCAAGACAUACUGCGAAUUGGUCACCUCUAAGGAACCCCUUGGUACCAUCGAUAGGAUCCAAGGCCCAGAAUCUACCAGUGGAUCCACCUUGAGAAUCACCGAAAUCAAUACUGGUUGUGAUUUCCUUCAAAUUGGAUAAUUUACCAAUCUUGUCAUCAUAUUCGGAGGUUUCUUGCUGCACUUGAUUGAUCAAGUCAAGAAUUUGACUUGUUAAUGGAGAAUCCUGCAAAUCUUGAGAGUCUUCUUCACCGACAAUUUCAUCGUUGGGGAAGUUCAAUUUGAUGGCAUGGUUAACAAUGGCCUGUGAUGCAAAAUCGCCAACUGUAACUGGUGAUUUGUCAUCCUUGGUAAGCGUGCCUGAUUGUUGCAAUGUAACGAUGGAAUCGCUUAAUUUCUUGGUAAGAAUCGAGGCUCGUUUCACGGCCAACGUGGCGAUUUCUAAUUCUUUAGCAUAUGGAUGAGUUGAAGUGGCCAUCUUGCGAAUUGUGAAGAUGGGCAAUCGGAAAUAAGCUAAUGAAAUCAAAACAAGAACAAGAAGAUACUUCCAACGAUUGAAGAUCAUUGGUGAU